Messenger RNA from Delphinapterus leucas (beluga whale), 3021 nucleotides. The record is from RefSeq and is a predicted model, not a curated record. NCBI's taxonomy places the organism in Eukaryota, Metazoa, Chordata, Mammalia, Artiodactyla, Monodontidae.
CGUCGCCAGGACGGCGAGCCACGGAUGUGGAGUGGAGCGGGGAGCGGGAUGUGUCUUCUGCUCGGGGCCACGGGUGUGGGGAAGACGCUGUUGGUGAAACGCUUGCAGAAGCUGAGCUCCCGGGAUGGGAAGGGCGACCUGGGCGAUCUUGCCCCCACGCGGCCCACGGUGGGUACCAACCUAACGGACAUCGUGGCUCAGAGAAGGAUCACCAUCCGGGAGCUGGGGGGGUGCAUGGGCCCCAUCUGGUCCAGUUACUAUGGAAACUGUCAUUCUCUCCUGUUCAUGGUGGACACCUCUAACCCUACCCAGCUCUCUGCAUCCUGUGUGCAGCUCCUGGCUCUCCUUUCGGCAGAACAACUUGCAGAAGCGUCAGUUCUGAUUCUCUUCAAUAAAAUUGACCUGCCCUGUUACAUGACCAUAGAAGAGAUAAAGUCGUUAAUCAGGCUCCCGGACCUCAUUGCUUGUGCCAAGCAGAACAUCACCACGGUAGAAAUCAGUGCCUGGAAAGGCACUGGCUUGUCAGAAGUGCUGCGCUGGCUCGAGGACACCCACAGAAUGAAUGGUUGACUGCAGGGCCGAGAAGCGUGGCUGGCCCGCUCUGUGGCAAGAAGGCAGAAGCAAGCACUGCUUGGCCUCUGGCCAUCUGCUGCUUUUAUAAGGGCAGGAUAAGCCCUAGAAGAUGGGGUUCUGUGCUGAGUUGCAGUGAUGGGUAAACUGAGGCACCCAGGUUAUAGAAUUCCUGACAUCUGCCCUCUGGCUCCAGAGCUGGGAGAGGAGGACAGGCCUUCCAGGUGGCUUGUGUCCUACACCAUCCUGGGAUGGUUCUAGGGGAUUUGUUCCCCUGCCCACCAGGAGAGCUGCUCUCUCAACUCUGACACAAGCUCCAACCUGUUGAGUUUCUGAUACCUUGACAGUAUAAGGAAGCUUGUGGGAAAACACCUAUUGCUUGGUGCAUUUGUGUCCUAGGGCUUCUGUAACAAAUCGAGCAGCAUAAACUUACGUUCACAGUGCUGGAAGCCAGAAGUGUGGAGGCUCUGAGCGAGAAUCCAUUCCCUGCUUCUAGUGGCUGCUCGUGCCGCUUGGUGUCGUUGGCUUGUGGCUCGCAGGACUUGAAUCUCUGCCUCUGUCUUCACGUGGUCUUCUCUCCUCUUUUUAUAAGGAGGAUGUAGGGCCCACCCUAAAUCCAAGGUGAUUCCAUCUCAAGAUCCACAGUUACAUGUGCAAAGAUCCUUCUUCCAAAGGUCACCUUUGCAUGUUCCGGGGGUUACAACUUGGACGUAUCUUUUGGGGACACUAUUAAACCUACUGCAGUCUGGUGCUCUGAGAAGCGGCUCUCGGUUGGAGUAAAUGUCCUCUGUGAAGAGAUCCUGGAGCUGGGCAGGUGAUCGUGAAGAGCCCUGAAAACAGUUUUCCCAAGACCUGCAGGACAGAGCAGCCGGUUUUGGGAGGUGGUGACUGGCUGGACGGCUCAGUCUGAGGCCAUGGAACGGUGCUCUGCAGUGCCCAUAACACCUGAACACGGGUGCAGCGGUGGUUUGGAGCCCUAGUGGGGACCGCUCUGUGACUGUGACCCUGGAGUGGGUGCUGGCCACCUGGAACCUGUCUUUUCCCUUCUGGGAUGAAGUGAGGUUCUGAGCAGAGGCUGUCUGGGACCUGAGAAUCUGGUGAGGGGCUGGGCACUCUCCCUGGAGAACAUGCCACCUGCACAUACUCCCCGUUCGCCCAGGUUACAGGGUGAGCUUCUGAACGCUGGGGUCCUGCUAGGCCCCCCAACACCACCCCGCAAGGUUGGCUAUCAGAGGGGCCCAUCCAUCCUCAGUGUCCCCGUUCUCAGAAUUGCCUACAGAGCUUGGCAGCAUGGUGGCUGGACGGCCCCAGAGCUGCUGACGUGGCCUGGGUGCUGCUGGGGCCUCGCCACCUGCCCUGGUGGCUCCUGGACUUGGCCAUGCUCUGGCUAGCCCCAGCCCUCCUUUCCUUCUGCCAAGCCUCCCACAGGGCCUCCUCUCCCCCCCUUCCGUGCCUUCCAAUCCCCACAAGCCCCUGCUCAGUGUUUCCAUCAGGUUGUCCCCCACCCCACUCUGGUCAGCUGCGGGUAGAGAGCUCCAGGUCAGCCAGGGCUUCAGUUUCCACCAGGCCUUGCUUCAAACUGCUUAUGUGCCAGAAAUGGCACGUAAAUUCCACCUUCCAUGUCCUCCACUGAGGGUGCUGGGGAUUGUGCCAGAGAGCAGGAAAAAAACAAAACGGCUCAGGAAGAGGCACAGGUCGGGGGAGAGACGGACCUGGGAUUUCCAGGUCCCUGCUACGAGCAAAGGCCACAAAUUUCAGGAGAGACAGUUCUGAACGGCCCCAUCCAGUGAUGGAAAUGCCCACUGGCACUUGGAAAAGCCAUUGAGCCUGCAUCUCCGGGUUUCCAAGUAUGGACUCCAACCAUGGAGUGAGUGACACCUGGGAAUAAUGUGCUGCUCAGAUCUGCUGGGUUUUAUUAUCAAGAAAAAAGGGUGUUUCAACUAGGGAAGGAGACUGCCUUCCUCUGUGGCUCCUAAGCUGACAUGCAGAACACGCCACCCUGAAUGACAGUCUGAUGUGCAAACCAGCAGGCCACCUGUUAGCGCACCUUAUAAACUGGUGUGUCUGGUGGAGCGGACACACCUGCCCCUGCUGUUGGGCUCCUCUGCUGUUCUUGGUCUGGGCCUAGUGAGUGCCGGGAUCUAAAAGAAGGAGCAGCAGAGCUAAGUGGCCCUAAGAGGGAGGAGCUCUGUUGCCACACACACACCCCCCCCCCGAAGCUGGGGCAAGUACUCCAUCCAGCGGGAGGGAAAGCAGCAGCCGUGGUACUUGCCUGCACAGCCCACUGUGGACCCCCAAAUUCCAUGGGGAUGCCACAGGGCCCUCUGAACUCAGUACUGACAUCUCAAAAGUGCUGAUGAAAAAAAAAAAAAGGGCUUCCCUGGUGGCGCAGUGGUUGAGAGUCCGCCUGCUGAUGCAGGGGACGCAGGUUCGUGUCCCGGUCCGGGAAGA